AUGUCAGAUCCACUCUCUAUCAUUGGAAGCGUAGUUGGAAUCGCAUCCCUCGGCAUCACUGUUGCUCAGGGAUUGAUUGACUACUACCAGGCGUUUCAAGGACAGGCAGGCGAUUCUGCCCACACUACCAAGAAGCUUUCACGCCUGCUCGAACUACUCGAGAGCUUGCGUCAACAAAUCGAGCGGCGUCAGUUCCACGAAGAAGACAAGGUGCUUUUGUCAAGCAUGAGGUCUUCCAUGGAAGACUGUAAGGAACUCAUUGGUGAGCUUCAAGAGCAGCUUGAGAAGCUCCAACCAGCGCCAGGCCAAGUCAGUUUGCAGAGCCUUCGCAAAGUCAGCCGCCGUCUUGCGUAUCCCUUUCGUCAAAGCACACUCCAUAAGCUAGAUGAGGAUGUUGACGAAUUCAUCGGCUGUUUAUCAUUGACGAUGGAAAUAAUGCAACAAAGCGACAUCAGCAGAUUGCAGGAUGAGAUUGACGAGACCAAAGCGCUGCUUGACCUAGUCAGAACCACACAGAUAUCGUCAGGUGUCCGAGAUUGGCUCAAUGCCCCAGAUGCCGCUAUCAACUUCAAUGAGGCGGCAAAGAAAAGGCAUCCUGGAACGGGUCUGUGGUUCGUCGAAAGCGUGGAUUUUUCAUUAUGGCUCAGAAAGCCUCGUUCUUUCCUCUGGCUUGUCGGUUUUGCAGGUUGCGGUAAAUCUGUCCUGUGCUCUACGGCUAUCCAACACGCGUUCAGACACCGCCGGGCGAGCCAAACCAUUGGCAUAGCUUUCUUCUUCUUUACGUUCAAUGACGAGAGAAAACAAGACGCCUCCGCCAUGCUGCGCGCCCUCAUACUGCAACUAUCAGGCCAGCUGGAGGACAGACAACCCUUCUUAUCCCAACUGCACGACAAAUAUCGAAAUGCUUCUCCCCCAGAUCACGCGCUCACAAACUGCCUGCUCCAGCUUGUACGCGCAUUUAAAGACGCAUACAUUAUCCUGGACGCGUUGGAUGAAAGCCCCAAAGGAAAACACAGAGAGACUCUGUUAGAAGUCCUGACUGAACUGCGCGGAUGGGCUGAGCCUGGUCUGCAUGUCAUGGUCACGAGUCGGGACGAGGUCGACAUUCGUGACGAGUUAUGCGCAGAGGCCGACGAGAUGAUCAGGAUGAAAAAUGAAUACAUUGAUUCAGACAUUGCGUCUUUCAUCUCUCAGCAUCUCCUCAACAGUCGACGGCUUCGGAAAUGGGAGGAUCAUCGUACACGGAUCGAGGAUGAACUCACGAAGCGAGCCCAAGGCGUGUAA
This is a messenger RNA of Colletotrichum spaethianum, 1284 nucleotides long. RefSeq names its product vegetative incompatibility protein HET-E-1. Lineage: Eukaryota; Fungi; Ascomycota; Sordariomycetes; Glomerellales; Glomerellaceae. Bases 1 to 1284 code for a protein of 427 amino acids. The transcript has a single exon. The record is from RefSeq and is a predicted model, not a curated record.